CAAUGCAUUUACUUUUGAUUUCUUUUUUAGUCUUCUUACAACAUAGGAUCGUUUCUGUUUGUCUCUGCAGCCUGUUGACACUCAGGUGGGUACUUUAACACUUUACACACAGAGAAGCAGUGACAGUAUGGCUGAAGAGCGUGGAAAGUAUAUCUCUGUGUAUCUGGUGGACGACCACCUCACCCACCCUCCUCAGACGCCCACGGUGAAGGUGAAGCAGCGCUGUAGUGGACUGGAACUGGUUCUGCUGUUCCUGGUCAGCCUGGUUUUGUGUGGCAUGAUCAUACAAGCCUUCUUUAUCUACCGUCUGUACCAACCUGAGUCAACCAACUCUGGAUCAUCUUCUAAACUCAUCGGUGACAAGGAUGCAGGUGAGGACGAGCCUAUGGCAAAGAAAUGGGACAGACUUAUUGAUCCUCCAUCCAAACCAGCUGCACAUCUGACAGAUGGACUGGACGUAGUUCUUGGAAGUGAGAUUUUGACCUGGAGCCUGAAUGGAGACCCCCUCCUCUACAAACUGGACUACAGUGAUGGAAGCCUCAUCAUUCAGACUGAGGGUUAUUACUAUGUCUACUCUAAGGUUACUUUCUUAGACAAGAGUACAUUCCACCACUCAGUUCAUCGCAAAACUAAACUGUACACAGGUAAAAGUAUCGUCCUCCUGGAGUCCAGGAUGUACUCGAGCAGGUCUGGUAACAUCCAGUCCAACAGUUACCUCGGCGGAGUGUUUCACUUGUACAAAGACGAUGCCCUCUUUGUUAAAGUGAGCAAUACUUUGCAAGUUGUGCGGCACAAACACUAUGAAAAUGUCUUUGGCGCGUAUAUGAUUUGAGUGCUUUACAGAUGUUUCACCAAGAAUUUUGAAAGAAAGAAUGACAUACACUGCAAAAAUCAGAAUCUUACCAAGUGUAUUUUUCUCAUUUCUAGUCAAAAUAUCUCAUCACACUUAAAAAAAUAAGACAUAAUCACCUAAAGAGUAGCUUUUCAGU
Molecule: messenger RNA, 989 nt
Organism: Sphaeramia orbicularis (orbiculate cardinalfish)
Lineage: Eukaryota; Metazoa; Chordata; Actinopteri; Kurtiformes; Apogonidae
Product: tumor necrosis factor ligand superfamily member 14-like
Exons: 4
Coding region: 128-832 (234 amino acids)
Biological process (GO): immune response
Cellular component (GO): membrane
Molecular function (GO): tumor necrosis factor receptor binding
Source: RefSeq, a predicted model, not a curated record